Molecule: messenger RNA, 1467 nt
Organism: Amborella trichopoda
Lineage: Eukaryota; Viridiplantae; Streptophyta; Magnoliopsida; Amborellales; Amborellaceae
Product: ras-related protein RABA4d
Molecular function (GO): GTP binding; GTPase activity
Source: RefSeq, a predicted model, not a curated record
UCUUUGACAUUGGAACAAUUUCUUAUAGUAAACGGCCUCAACCUUAUAUCAGAGAGAGAGAGCCUUUGUUGAUCAGAAGCCGUUAAAAGUUCUUCUCCCCUCUCCUCUUUUCGCCACCUCUUCUAUAUUCUUCUUCUUAACCCUAGAUAUCUCUGCUCCGACCUUUACCUUUUUUUUCUUUCUUAUGUUUUGGGACGAUUUCCUUUUUUUAAUUGUGGUUUUCUUAUUAAUUUGAUCCUGUUUUUGUUUUUCCCACAUUGCAUUUCAGCAACCCAAUGAGAAAAAGUUGAGGACUCUGAAUUCUGAGGUUUUUCCUCCACAAAAAUCAACUCUUGAUCUCUCAAGUUCUUCACUUUUCCAUUUAUAAUAUAGUAAAGUGCUUGAAUUCAGGAUCUCUUGAUCUUUAUUUGUUUUUUCCUACUAGUUCCAUCGCCUUCAUUUGAGAGUAAUUUCUCUGAUUUUCCUUAAUCCGGGGAAACGGAUGAAUGAGUUUCCUGUUUUGUGCAAAUUGAGUCAUCUUCAAAGGAAUUAUUGUUUAGCUUUCAGAAGAUGUCUGGAAGCUAAAUUUUGGACCUGAUUUUAUUCGAAGGGCUGUUGCCUCUUGCAUCUCAAUUGCAUAACGGGAAUUGAAGGAAAUUUGGAUUUGGGUUUGAAGAUGACGAAUUUGUAUGGCGAUUUUAACCAGAAGAUUGAUUAUGUGUUUAAGAUAGUUUUGAUCGGGGAUUCUGCGGUGGGAAAGUCUCAGCUAUUGGCAAGAUUUGCUAGAAAUGAAUUCAGUUUAGAUUCGAAGGCUACCAUUGGUGUUGAGUUUCAGACGAAAACAAUAGUUAUCGAUCACAAGACAAUAAAGGCGCAGAUAUGGGACACAGCUGGGCAAGAGAGGUAUAGAGCGGUGACUAGUGCAUACUAUCGAGGUGCAGUGGGUGCUAUGCUAGUCUACGACAUGACCAAGCGCCAAUCCUUUGACCACGUGGCCCGAUGGCUUGAUGAGCUGCGAGGCCAUGCUGACAAGAACAUCGUGGUCAUGCUGGUUGGCAACAAGUCGGACCUUGGGACCUUGAGAGCUGUCCCUACUGAUGAUGCCAAGGAGUUUGCCGAGAGAGAAAAUCUCUUCUUCAUGGAGACCUCAGCCCUUGAGGCCACAAAUGUGGAGAGCGCAUUUUUAACUGUGCUCACCGAGAUAUAUAGGAUUGUCAGCAAGAAGGCAUUGGUGGCUAAUGAUGAUCAAGGAGGCAAUUCAGCAUUGCUUAAAGGGACCAAGAUUGUGCUGCCUGGUCCCGAUGCUGAGCCCUCAAAUAAGAAGCAAAUUUGCUGCUAUUCCUCCUAGGGAGGCUUGAGCUUCCUAGGAUGCCUAGUGCCUACUUUGGGUGCUAGUCUCACUUUUGGUUUUUGUGAAAUUUGCGGAGAUAUAUAUUGUUUGUUAUUUUUUUCUUUUUUAACUAAUCGAGAAAUUUGAUUUGUCUUUGA